This is a messenger RNA of Melanotaenia boesemani (Boeseman's rainbowfish), 2812 nucleotides long. Its product is annotated as roundabout homolog 1-like. The record is from RefSeq and is a predicted model, not a curated record. The coding region runs from base 1821 to 2660 and encodes 279 amino acids. Gene Ontology annotation, molecular function: transmembrane signaling receptor activity. Gene Ontology annotation, biological process: cell surface receptor signaling pathway. Lineage: Eukaryota; Metazoa; Chordata; Actinopteri; Atheriniformes; Melanotaeniidae. The transcript has 6 exons.
AUAUAUAUAUAUAUAUAUAUAUAUAUGGGACACUGGUUGUUUAGAUGGUUGUGAGUUUGUCUGGUCAACAUGCCUGUGUGCAUCUUUGCUGUUACAGAUUUAUUUUCAGACCAUUAAAACAAGGUAUUGUGGAGGAAUAUGACAAUAAAAAAUAAAGGUAUUCCUUUAGCAAACAUUUGGGAGAGGUAGCAAUGUGCAGAACGUCUGCCUUUGGUGACCCUAACAACGGUAAAUUCAGCAUGUCUUGCAUCCUGUCUCUUUUCUGAGAGCUCUCCAGACAGGAAAAGUCAUCCUGAUUUUGACUCGUCUUAUCUCUUGCUCUGUUACUUUCUACAUUUAUUUUCCUCGGAUAAUGCCAUCCUGCCUUUAUUUGCUGAAUAAGUGUGUUGAUAUCCAGUUGUUGGCAUUUUACAUGGCAAACAUAAGUGUCACAUGAUGCUUGGUGCAAGUUGUAAAGUGUGGUUUCUCAGAGUUGGGACAGUGUUGGGCACUGACAGCUUUAGGAAUGUGCAUGAUGAAUAUUUCCUUAAAGGUCCCAUAUUAUAAAAAAAUCACUUUCUAAAAGUUUUGUAACAGUCAUAUGUGUCCUCAUAGUCUGUGUAAGAGGCCCAAAAAUGAGAAAAUUCUGUCUCCUCUCUCGCUUGCUCCACUUUGUAGCGAAUGUGUACCCAAAUGGUUGAGUCUGAAAACUUUCCCUUUGUGACCUCACAAUGGGGAAUAAACACUCUACCACAUAGAGGAUACAGCCAUUGACCCGCCCCUGGCUAGCUGAGCCUUUAAGGGACCUUUAAAAUAAGUUAAAAGCUUUAGUUUUAAUAUCGUUAUCUAGUUACUUGGUCUUUAAGUGCUGGCCAUUAUCUGCAUGAAGAGGCCUUGUAAAUGUGUAACUGGGCUUUUGGGAUUAACAUUAGUUUGUUAGAUUUGAUUAUGUUUUGCUGACUAAAUUAUCUGAGAAGUCUCUUUUCUUUCUUUUUUUUAGUAACAGUAUUCAUUUUAAUAAAACAAACACUUUUAUUGGAAGACCACACCCUGCUUCUGAAAUGUAAAAGGGCUUCAAUACUGUCACAGAACAGGAUGUAUACGUUGUACUGUAAAACUCAGCAGUUAGCUUUUCUACGUGGGUUGAAGGCAACACUAAAUCUAUCAUUACAAGCAUCUGAAGGCUCAUCCUGACGCUGUCCACAUUUUAAUGAAGCAUGGCUUGAGACUGUACCCCUCAGGUUUCAUCAUGAUAUCAGUAUCUUCACACUGGAGCCAGAGCCUGAACCAACCCUUUGAUGGGCCAGAGCGAAGAAUCACUCUUCCAGUCUGUCACUAAAGUGUAACUUGAAAUAGUCCAUCUCAAGAAGAUGCUGAGUUGUGACAAAAAAUCCAGUUGCAAAACACAACCAAACACACAAAACCCAGUUAUGAGUGAACACACACACCAGUAAAGCACCAGGGAGUGUUUGCCAAUAGUGACCAUAAACAUGUUGAGGGUUAUGCUGUUGAGCAAAUCCAUUACCCAUGAUGCUCUCUGCCAGUCCUUGUGCUUGAAAAACAACAUACAACUAACUGCAGAAAACUUCUCUAUAUGUGUGUUUGCAGCUGUUGAAGCUGACAUGGAGAAAGAUUUAUCCUGCAAAGUAAAACUUGAUUCACCUUAACAAGAAAGCUGGGGUUCCAACAUGCUUCAUCUGCUUUUAAUAAGUUAAAAACAGAUCUUUCUAUUUCUGUGCUGUUUAGUAAUGCAUGUGGUUUGGCACUAAGGUGUCGCAACAAACUGCACAGUAAUCACUCACCAAGGAAAAGAACAGAAAACGUCUCUCCAUCCUGACAGCAUGGCGGCUUCAUUCGUCUCUGCGUUCCUUGGCCUGGUUGUGCUGCUUCUCUGGGAUCAGGCAGCUGCAGCAGUUUAUCUGAAUGUCAGUCCGAACCGUCAGCAGUUUUUCAAGGGAGAGUCCAUCCAACUGAGCUGUGGGGUGGAGGGGGGGCAGUCUGCGGCUGGACUGACUCUGAAGAGGACGCUCACUGAUAAAACGGAGACGUGUGGAGCUGAUAAAGCCUUCAGAAAGUGCAGCGGUUCCACCUACACCGUUUCAUCUCUCUCUUCUGAAGACCGAGGAAUUUACUGGUGUGAAGAUUUGAGCGGAGAGAAGAGCAUCAACGUCACCAUCACUGUUUCAGAUCAGCCUUUCAUCAUCGAGAUCCCUGCUCUUCCUGUGAUGGUGGGAAGUAAAGUCGUUCUGCGCUGCAGGAUCCGGAAUGGUUCCACCACCUCUGUUCACCUUUUCAAGUUUGGUAAACACAACAAGCCUCUGACAGCUGCACCUGUUGGAGAACUGACCAUCAUCAACAUUCAAGAGUCUGAUGAAGGUUUCUACUGGUGUUCUGAUCAUGGGAAGAAGUCGCCAUCCAGCCAUCUGACUGUCACAGUCUUUCCUAUAUUCUCCCCUCCACCCAUCACUUCUGCUUCCAGUCUUCUCCAACUCAUGCGCCACCUGGUGGUUGUCGGCCCGUUCUGCAUCUCUACUGCUCUGAUGAUUUCUUUAUUCUGCUGCAAGAAGACGGAAAAGACACUUGUUGCCACGGUGGAGAUGGAGGAGGGUGCAGAGCGUGAUGAGGGAGCCACAUACGACUAUAUUGACAGCGCUGCAGUCACCACAGAGCACUUUUUCUGAGAAGAAGGAAGUGUGUGUGUGUGCGUCUGUGUGUGUUAUAGUGAAGCUGCGCUGCUAUAAUCAAAUACCUGCUUUAUACUGCACACACACCUUGUUAAUAUAAAAAGCAAAUACUAUAAACUAAAUGUUUUAGCUGAUGUGAUCAAUUACUU